UGAACUUGUUUUGACCAUUUUGACAUUCUUGUAUAAUUUUUAUGAUUUUACAGAAAUCGACUUGAACGUAUUAUUCUCCGUAGUCAUUUUUCGAAAUUAUAAUUUUGUAUUGUGAUUGUAAAAUGCAUGCAUGAUGUCAGAACAUCAGUCUCGAAAAAUGAAUGUAUCCAGAGAUCCUAUACAACGUCCAACCGACAAUAUGAUAAAAGCUUCUGACGAUGUGGCACUUGAGAAGACUCCUGCUAGGCUGAAGAGCAAAAACACAUUACCGAAAAAUUUACGCUAUGACUUGGAGAACGCUUUAGUAGGGCUGUGCGAUGUGUGGUUUGAGGAGAUCAAGCCUUAUCUAGAGCGUAACAACAUUAAGGUGCACGUCCACGAGCCUGUAGCGGGCAACGGCCAAGGUGACAGCGCUCGCGGCGCACCCGGCGCGGGCGCAGCCGACUGCGCGCACCUCCAUCCAGGUAGAUCUUAUCGUCGUCAGCGCCGCGGUGCGAGCUGUGCCGCCUCCUGUUCAACGCCGCUAACAGCAUCCAGAGCGCCGUGUCGCAGGCCGCCUGUGCCGCCUCGCCCGACCACAUCCACGCUACAGAGUAAACGGAACGAAUCCAAUGAAGAGACAUAUUUGAAAGCUGUUAUAAGAAAAACUCGCAAGAAGAAACCUAAGGAUUUCCUUUCAAAGCGUCUUGUGCCCCGACUUUGCGAAACAUACAGCCUGCCUGCAGAAAUCUAUCAGCAACAAACAAUGGAACCUGCUAAAGCAAUGAUUAGCAAACAAAAAUCUCACCACCGAAAUGACACGAAGAUUGGACGAGCCAAAAAUAAGCCUGAGUUGAAGGAUGUAUCCACUCAAACAGAAACCUUGUUAAUGAUUAAGACAGUAAAGCCCGUCCCUAGAAAAAGCUUAAAAUCUGGAUGCCAUUUCAGUCGCAGCCCUGCAAUAACUGUCUUUUUGCCUUCCAAAAAUAAAAAUAACUCAAUAAAAGAUCCCAAUCAAAUCAAGAUCCUGGAUGCAGAAGUACCUCCUUUAUUUAAAAACGAUCUCAUCGAUAUUAUAGGUGAGAAGCAUGACAAGAUGUUAAGAGUUCUAUACAGAAGCCCGGAUACAAGUGGACAUUCUUCAUCGUUGAAUUUAUUCUCACCCUAUAAACCUGGGAAAAAAUCUGCAAGUAGUAAGAAAACUCGUCCCUGGAGGUAAAAGGACCUAAGUAAAUAAGUAUUUAGGCAUUGUAUUUAACGGUGAAAACGUAUUUAAAAUUAACGUGUUUCUCAUAAACGCUUUAAUCUUAAUAGUUAUUUU
Molecule: messenger RNA, 1300 nt
Organism: Maniola jurtina (meadow brown)
Lineage: Eukaryota; Metazoa; Arthropoda; Insecta; Lepidoptera; Nymphalidae
Exons: 6
Coding region: 131-1198 (355 amino acids)
Source: RefSeq, a predicted model, not a curated record